This is a messenger RNA of Podospora pseudocomata, 1804 nucleotides long. RefSeq lists its product as uncharacterized. Bases 81 to 1649 code for a protein of 522 amino acids. NCBI's taxonomy places the organism in Eukaryota, Fungi, Ascomycota, Sordariomycetes, Sordariales, Podosporaceae. Gene Ontology annotation, molecular function: heme binding; steroid hydroxylase activity; oxidoreductase activity, acting on paired donors, with incorporation or reduction of molecular oxygen. The transcript has 4 exons. The record is from RefSeq and is a predicted model, not a curated record.
GCAUCAACAGCCAACAACGGCAGACGGCGGCGCCAGAUAAUCAAGACAGUUUCGACCAUCGCUAACGCCAAUUGAGAAAAAUGUCGCUCGUAUCGGGCACGCUACUGCUCUUCGUGGCCUGGCUAACGUGGCGUGUGUGGAAGUUCACACUGUCACCUCUGACCAGGCCGAAUGAGCCGAGAGAGCUGCCAUACACAAUUCCUUUCAUUGGCCACGCAAUUUCAUUGUUCAUGAACUCGACUGCUGUCUUGACAAAAGGAUGGAACAAGCUGUCGGGCGAUAACCGUCAGCCAUACGCUCUCCAAGCAGCUGGAACAUUCUUCUACGUCAUAUCACACCCUAAACACAUAGCCGAGCUGUCCAGGAACACGCAAAACUUCUCCUUUGUCGAGUUUUCAGUCGACAUUGUCAAAGCCACCGGCAUGAGCCCCGAGGGCAUUGCGAAGACCUAUAACCUCGACCCAGAUGCUCUCGAUGCCAAAGUCGACCAUUUCAAGCACCCUAUGAAGGACAAGCAUUUCGAGCAUCUCAACCGCCAGCUGCAUACCACGCAACUAUCUCCGAGUUCCCAGAACAACAACUUACCCUCCCUCGAUCAGACCAUUCUCUCAUGGCUACAGAACCACUUGACUAUCCCAAAUCUCCAAGAGUAUUCCCUGGUUCAGGAUGACCUUGAGGUCAAUUUCUAUGAGUUCGUCAAUACGGUCUUCAUCCGCGCAGGCGAGAAUGCGUUUUUUGGUCCCGCCCUUGCCAGAAACCACCCCGACGUGGCCCACGACUUUCGGAUCUACGACGAGCUCCACUGGAGAGACCUGUAUCUGUUUCCACCGUUCUUGGCUCCAGAAUUGACCGCAAUUAAGGAGAAAUUGACAGAGCAGUUCAAAAAAUAUCUGGCCCUGCCCAAACAGGAGAGAGACAAGCAAAACCCAAGCUGGUUCACCCCCAAUUUUGAACUCGCUCUAGACAAGCUAGAAGUAGGCGAGCAAGACAAGGCGGUUUUCUUCCUGAUGCUCUAUCUUGCAACAAACACCAACACCCCCAAGCUCCUCUUCUGGUGCCUCGCCCAUCUCCUCUCCUCUCCGGCAACCUGCCUCGACAAAAUCCGCGCUGAAAUCAGCCCGGCAUUCACAGGCGAUGAGCUGACCGACCCUUCCUACCUCCUCACCCCGGGGAACUGUCCCACCUUUGAGUUCUUCUAUCUCGAAGUCCUCCGCUUCAGAAGCCACUCCGUUUCCGCCCGCGUCGUAACAGCUGACACCGUCCUUCCUGCCCCUGGCUCGUUUCUCUUGCGCAAGGGGGCAAAGGUGUUGAUCCCGUAUAGGGUGUUUCACUUUGAUGAGACCAUCUUUGGGAAGGAUGCCAAGUUUUUCAAGCCGGAGAGGUGGGAAAGCUUGCCGGCGUCGGCGAGAGGGGUGGUGAGGGCUUUUGGUGGGGGAAAGAGUAUCUGCCCGGGGAGGUACUUGGCCGAGAGGGAGGUGAAAAAGGCGGUGGCGUUGAUGAUGAGGAGGUUUGACUUUGAGGUUUUGGCGGAGGGGGGCCCUGGUAAGUGGAUGCCAAAGGGGGAUGAUAGUAGGCCUGGCGUGGGGAUGAUGGGGAUUGAGAAGGGGGGUGAUUUCAAGGUUAGGGUUCGGAAAAGGGAGGUAGUCUGAUGGCGGUGAUUUGAGCAGAUGGUCUUGCGUUAGCCGAGAGCUUUAGUAAUGGGUUGAGACAUGGCCUAUGGGCCAGUUUGACCAUGGAGUUAGGCUUGCCAUUAGGGCAUCGUAAAUGCGCAAUGCUUUCUACAGGGGUCCUUUUGUUUUACAAA